UCCUGCCUAGCUGCCGGUUGCUAUGGAUUUCUGUGAAAGGCCCUCGGAAUAAUGGCACGUCCCACCGCUGAUGUCAGAGCUGGGAGCUGCUGAACGGGGCUGCAGCCUGUUGCUGGUGAGCAUCAAACAGCCCGCUGUUCCUCCAGAUGCCUGGAUCCGGCUGGGGAUCGCGGAGGCGGAGGCGCCCUUAACGCCAGCUCGCCUUCUCUUCCCUUCCCUGGCAGCAGUGGAGGAUUUUAUUCAGGACGCAGAUUAAUAAUCAGCGGACGUCGGUCUUUAAGAGCGCCGAUCGUUUCCUCCUGCCUUGAUGGCUAUAGGAACCUUGGAAGGCUUUGAAGCUCAUUUUCCAGCAGCUCACGUGGCAGUGUGACAGCGAGCGGGUGGCUCAGGCAUGUGACAGCGGCUUGACUCAAACAUGACUCUGCUGGCGGGAGAUGGCUCAGACUACGACUACAGUGCUCUGAGCUGUGCCUCGGAGUCGUCGCUCAGCGGCCCUGCCCUCCACCAGGAGAGACAGGCCCUCAAGGGCACCUUCUACCAACGGGCCCAGCUCCUUCCGCUGGGCAAGGGUGGAGGUGAGGUGCCCCUGCCCAGUGCCCGUAAGCUCCACGCCAUCAUUAAUGUGGGCGGCCUCCGUUACCAGCUGCCCUGGACCACGCUCGAGGACUUCCCGCUCACACGGCUGGGCCAGCUGCGGGCCUGCAGCAACUUCGACGAGAUCAUGCGCGUGUGCGACGACUACGACGUCACCUGCAACGAGUUCUUCUUCGACCGCAACCCGUGCGCCUUCCGCAACAUCCUGACCUUCCUGCGUGCUGGCAAGCUGCGGGCGCUGCGCGAGACCUGCGCCCUCUCCUUCCGCGAGGAGCUCCUCUACUGGGGCAUCCCCGAGGAGUGCCUGGAGUGGUGCUGCCACCGGCGCCUCCUGCAGCGCAUCGAGGAGUGCGAGGAGCUGGACCGCGCCGAGGAGGAGGAGCUCCUGGAGGCUGAGGGCGGCCUACACGAGCCGCUGGCCCAGGAGUCGUGGCAUGCCGUGUGCAUGGGGCGCCUCAGGGACAUGGUGGAGAGACCCCACUCAGGUCUGCCCGGAAAGAUCUUCGCCUGCCUGUCCGUCCUCUUCGUCACCAUCACCGCCAUCAACCUGUCCAUUAGCACCAUGCCAGCCAUGAGGCAGGAAGAGGAGGAGGGGAAAUGCUCACAGAUGUGCUACAACAUCUUCAUCGUGGAGACCGUCUGCGUGGCCUGGUUCUCGCUGGAGUUCACGCUGCGCUUCAUCCAGGACCGCAGCAAGCUGGCUUUCCUGCGGCGGCCCCUGAACCUCAUCGACGUGGUGGCCAUCCUGCCCUACUACAUCACGCUGGUGGUGGACGGCACCUCCGAGGGUGACAAGCGGCUGGGCUCGGGCAGCAGCUACCUGGAUAAGGUGGGGCUGGUGCUGCGGGUGCUGCGGGCCCUGCGCAUCCUCUACGUCAUGCGGCUGGCCCGCCACUCGCUGGGCCUGCAGACGCUGGGGCUGACGGCCCGCCGCUGCACGCGCGAGUUCGGCCUGCUGCUGCUCUUCCUGUGCGUGGCCAUCGCGCUGUUCUCGCCGCUGCUCUACCUGACCGAGAGCGAGGCGGCGGUGGGCGCGCGCGAAUUCAGCAGCAUCCCCGCCACCUACUGGUGGGCCGUCAUCACCAUGACGACAGUGGGCUAUGGGGACAUGGUGCCGCGCAGCGUGCCCGGCCAGGUGGUGGCGCUCAGUAGCAUCCUGAGCGGCAUCCUGCUUAUGGCCUUCCCCGUCACGUCCAUCUUCCAUACCUUCUCGCGCUCCUACGUGGAGCUCAAGCAGGAGCAGCAGCGGCUGCUCCAGAGACGGACGCAUUUCCUGCUGCGCAACCGCAUCACGGACCUCAGCAACCUGUCCCUGGAGAGCGACGCGCUCUUCCCCAGCGGCUCCUCCUGCUCGGAGCCCCGGGAGACCGACGACUGAGCCGGAAUCUUCCUUCCGUUUAACUGUGGUCUCUUGGUCGUCUCGUUCCAUCGUUCCAUAACUGAUCACAUUCCGUUGUGGGGAAUAGGGGGAUUUUUUUUGGGAGGGGGCAAUAAAAUUUGCCAAACUGCGGGGGGAGGCAUUUUUCCAGUGAUUAAAGUUGCUAAGCCUGAAAUCAGGAGUCCAUCAGGAGAAAUAGGAAAUUGGAAGAAACCCUUACAAAUCACCAGUGUUGACAGGACAUUCCUGUCUUUCUCAAAACCUAGACAAUGUCCCAUGGUAUAGAUUUGGGUAUGGAUGGUAGGUACAUGGGUGUACCGUGUGUUUUGGAGGGGGGGCUGAUUUGGUCCCUCCCGAUGCCCUUGAAUGCUACCUGGUGGGGGCCCUUUCUCCCGCCUCAAGAACAUCAUGAAGAUGGAUUGCCUUGUUCUUGUUCCGUUGUCAUCCGUAUCUUCCACAUGGAACACAAUAAAAAUAUAUAGACUUGUGCAUAGAAACACUCAUAUACAGGAAAUCACCACCAGAGGCAGCAUGUCCAAUACAAUUAUGACUUUGGCAUACAAGUAUGAAAUGGCUCUAUAUGGAAUUAAUUUAUAAAUUAUAAAUUAAAUGACACUAUAUUAGAUGUAACUAAUGCAAAUGUACUCCUUUAUUGCUGCAAUGACUGUGCUGCAUUUAGAUGUGGAGUUAUUUUUUACUCGUUCUGUAGUGUCUCAAUAAAUGUCCUCCUAACCA
Messenger RNA from Paramormyrops kingsleyae, 2707 nucleotides. RefSeq names its product potassium voltage-gated channel, subfamily G, member 1 (gene kcng1). Gene Ontology annotation, cellular component: voltage-gated potassium channel complex; membrane. The record is from RefSeq and is a predicted model, not a curated record. Gene Ontology annotation, biological process: protein homooligomerization; potassium ion transmembrane transport; action potential. Gene Ontology annotation, molecular function: delayed rectifier potassium channel activity. NCBI's taxonomy places the organism in Eukaryota, Metazoa, Chordata, Actinopteri, Osteoglossiformes, Mormyridae.